GAUUUUCCAAUCAUUCCGAAUGUCGUCCACGUCAACUGCGAUUCCCGCCGGUGAGCCGGUGGCUACGGCUCCGAGCUCCGCAAUGUCGGCCGCCAAAUCUUCGAAGGCUCCGAGCGUCUAUAAUGUAGUUCCUUUCAAUGCAUCAUUUCUCACGAUUCUAACCAUCUGCGGGACACUUCAAAUCUCUGCUCUUGUCCCGGCCGUCGGCUCCGUGCUCUCCGUGCUCCUUUCGCUUUUCACUUAUGAGUGGCUCAAUUUGCACUUCUCGUCGAUGACCAGAAGUCGCCGCGCUUGUUUCGACGUGGCGAAUGUGUUAGAGACUUAUCAGCCGAGAGCCCGAACUCAUGGGCAUUUGUUUGUGCCGGAUCCACCAACUCCAUGCGUGAAAAUCUCGGAAGACGGAAACCAACACGACGCGCCGAAGGAAAAGACCGCUUUCAGCAGUGCCAGGGACUCGCACUACGAGAACAUGUACCAAAAGGCGAUUCAAAUGGCAAAGGAAAUGGAUCAAAUGGAGAAAGUGGCGGCGAGCCCGUGCCUUGACUCCUCCCAGGAUGUUGAACUGAAGCCGGCAGAUCCGGAAAAGGAUAAGAAGGAGAGUGAGGAGAAGGCGAAGCAGGCAAAAAAGAAGUACGAUGAAGAUAUGGCGAAACCGUUUAGCUGCUAGAAAUUUAAUGAUUGCUGAUUGAAUAAAGACUGCCUAUUUU
Molecule: messenger RNA, 707 nt
Organism: Caenorhabditis elegans
Lineage: Eukaryota; Metazoa; Nematoda; Chromadorea; Rhabditida; Rhabditidae
Gene: Y37E11AL.2
Product: Phosphoprotein
Exons: 5
Coding region: 20-667 (215 amino acids)
Source: RefSeq, marked reviewed